This is a messenger RNA of Trichoderma virens Gv29-8, 1324 nucleotides long. RefSeq lists its product as uncharacterized. The transcript has a single exon. The coding region runs from base 13 to 828 and encodes 271 amino acids. Lineage: Eukaryota; Fungi; Ascomycota; Sordariomycetes; Hypocreales; Hypocreaceae. The record is from RefSeq and is a predicted model, not a curated record.
CCGACCGAUAUCAUGUCCAAACGAAAAUUCAGCAGCGAUCCGCCUUUACCGCGCAAAAAGGCCAAAGUAGCCCAGCACCACGUCUCGCUGGAAUUCGAAGCAUGCGAUACUCUUACAAUACCAUCACCGCCAUCAUCCCAAACGACACCUACGCGGCUCGAAAAACGCAAGAGGACGGACCAUUCACAUAUUGAUUCUCGUGACGAGCCAAGUGCAAAGCGGGCCAGGACGAGCCAGAGUCCAAGCGACACAACAAGCUGUCCACGCAGUUUCUCCCCAGAGCCAUGGCCGAGCAUCGGAUACGUGCCGGAAGAAGAAAAGGAACCGAAUCCUUUGGUGGAGGAGUUCUACAGAUCCUGUAUAGAGACGGAGGUGGCAUGCAGCUGCCAACCACAGACGAUAUGCCGGAAUCCUCUACCAAGUCCAGUACCUUCGGAGAGCGACGCAAGCGAAAAUGAAGCGAUUGAGCAAACGAUCGUUCAUGCCGCCCAUCAAACGCGGCAUUCUGCAUCAGAACCCCAACAGAUGCUAUACCUCAAGCCGCAGAAAUCGCUGUCGCCCAAAGUCAGUUCCUCUAGAAGGAGAAAUCGAAGUUCUCGUCAGCGAAUCGAAAGACGCAUCCCAGUGUCAUCUUACCAAGAACAGCCUCGGCAGCAGCGACGCAAGAAGAAAAAUAUCUAUCACGAUCGGCCACGAGAUGAAAACCCUUCACCGCUUGUUAAAAGAUUUCUGCAGUCAAAGCGAUCCUCCCGACGAGACUCCCAGUGCGAGUUAUGGUAUUUAAGCAACAAUGGCAUUGCAUGCGCAGUUACAAGCACCCGGCGGUGAAUAUUGCGUGGGGAUCCAAUAUCCGAGCAUCAGUUGACCGAAGGGCAUAUCCGUUAACCUGGCAGGGCUAGGGGCAGCGGGCAGUUCAUCGGUAUAACCAACUGCUAGCACCGUGAUAGUUGGCAGCAUCAUUCUUUGGCAUGGUCGUUAAUCUGACAGGGUCGGAGGCAGCGACGAAGUCGAGGAGAAAUGCAGUCCAUCAUAAUGCGGCUAGUUCCGUAGGCAUGGUCGUUAUCCUGGCAGGGCCGGGUGCAGCGGCGAAGUCUUGGAUGGCUUGUGAACUUGGAUCCUCAGAUUGGCAAUAUAGACAAGGAGUAUAGGCGUUAUUUUCUUUAUGAUACCCCACGGCAGUUUCUGGUUUUUUGAUAGACUCACUUGGGAAGUUGAUAAACCCGCAAUCAAGUGUCGACAGGUGGAUGGCAUUGUAAUAUAUGUUGAUUGAUGCUAUGCUAUCAUCCAUUACUACUUCACUACAAAAUCUAUAUCAAUUUUGUAA